This is a messenger RNA of Lachancea lanzarotensis, 1314 nucleotides long. RefSeq names its product LALA0S05e02674g1_1. The transcript has a single exon. Bases 1 to 1314 code for a protein of 437 amino acids. Gene Ontology annotation, molecular function: zinc ion transmembrane transporter activity. Lineage: Eukaryota; Fungi; Ascomycota; Saccharomycetes; Saccharomycetales; Saccharomycetaceae. The record is from RefSeq and is a predicted model, not a curated record. Gene Ontology annotation, cellular component: fungal-type vacuole membrane. Gene Ontology annotation, biological process: zinc ion transmembrane transport; intracellular zinc ion homeostasis.
AUGCUGUCCUCAAAGGAGUUAAGGAUCCUUGCCUUGCUGGUUAUUGACACCCUUUUUUUCUUCCUGGAAAUCAUCGUUGGUUAUGGAGUACAUUCCUUGGCUUUGAUAGCAGACUCCUUCCAUAUGCUGAACGACAUUUUCUCUUUGUUGGUGGCACUAUGGGCAGUGGGAGUGGCCAAAAAUAAGGGAGUGGACUCCACGUACACAUACGGGUGGAAAAGAGCCGAAAUUUUGGGUGCUUUGAUCAAUGCAGUGUUUUUGAUUGCAUUGUGCGUCUCUAUCUUGAUCGAAGCUAUUCAACGGUUUUUUGAGCCCCAGGAGAUAAACAAUCCUAAAUUGGUGCUCACAGUUGGUUUUGCCGGGCUUUUAUCCAACAUCGUUGGCCUGUUCUUGUUCCAUGAACAUGGCCAUUCUCACGGUCACGGUCACGGCCAUGGUCAUGGUCAUUCUCACGAUUCCAUCCAGCAUGAUUACGAAGCAGGCGAUGUUGAAAACGAUUUCUCACGCGAUGACUCGUCCCAUGAUCUCAAUGAUAUGCUUCCUUCUACCGUGGUCCAUACUUACACCCCAGAAACGUCAUCUCUGCUCGGUAAUAAAACUAAGAAGGACCACACCCAUAGCCAUGGAAGCAACGUCAACGACGAUCUACACUCCAACAGCAAAUCCGCUCCUGUCAAAGCCCAGAAGUCCCUAAACAUGCAAGGUGUUUUCUUGCAUGUGCUGGGAGAUGCGUUGGGAAACGUCGGUGUCAUGGCCACAGCUCUUUUCAUCUGGAAAACGGACUAUUCGUGGAGAUUCUACACUGAUCCUGCAGUUUCGCUACUAAUCACCGUGAUCAUCUUUUCGUCUGCUCUACCGUUGGCCAACAAAGCCUCUCAUAUUCUCUUACAAGCUACACCGGCUACGGUGUCAUCCGACGACAUGCAACGUGAGAUUCUCGACGUUGACGGUGUUGUGUCUGUUCACGAUUUCCACGUUUGGAACUUGACUGAGUCUCUCUCCAUUGGAUCCACCCAUAUCGAAGUCGAUGCCAACCCUGAGCGUUUCACAGAGAUCGCCAAGACAGUUCGAGGAAUUUUCCACCGUCACAACGUUCACUCUGCCACUGUACAACCUGAAUUCCGCACAGCAAAUGUCAGCGAUGACACUCAGAAUGCUUCCUCGCGUGUAGCAGGUGGUGAAAUAAAUCAGACGCCUGCCGCUCCGGACUCCCAAGGUCAAAAAAACGCUUCUUAUGGUAGCAUCAAGAAAAACAAUUGCGCUGUUGAUGAGGCUGCAAAUUGCAACACUGAUAAUUGUCUCUCGUCAAAUUGA